This is a messenger RNA of Raphanus sativus (radish), 1498 nucleotides long. Its product is annotated as nucleosome assembly protein 1;2. Gene Ontology annotation, biological process: nucleosome assembly; somatic cell DNA recombination. The record is from RefSeq and is a predicted model, not a curated record. The transcript is spliced from 12 exons. The coding region runs from base 123 to 1244 and encodes 373 amino acids. NCBI's taxonomy places the organism in Eukaryota, Viridiplantae, Streptophyta, Magnoliopsida, Brassicales, Brassicaceae. Gene Ontology annotation, molecular function: histone binding; chromatin binding. Gene Ontology annotation, cellular component: nucleus; chromatin.
CUCAUUUCUCAUUUCAUUCCUUUUUUUUUUUCUAUUUAAUUUAAUUAAAAUCGUCUCUCCGCCGCUCUCUCUAGGGUUUUUUUAAAGAGGGUUUCACACUCCGUUUCCUCCGCCAGAAGAAGAUGAGCAACGACAACUUGAACAUGUCCGAUCUCACCGCCGCUCUUAACGUGGAGGAUCGUGCAGGCCUUGUCAAUGCUCUUAAGAACAAGUUGCAGAAUUUGGCUGGACAACACUCGGAUGUCCUUGAGAACUUGACUCCCGCUGUCAGGAAGCGUGUCGAGGCUCUAAGAGAGAUUCAGAACCAACAUAAUGAAAUUGAAGCUAAGUUUUUCGAGGAGAGGGCAGCUCUUGAAGCUAAGUAUCAAAAGUUGUAUCAGCCUUUUUAUACCAAGCGUUAUGAGAUUGUCAACGGUGUGGUUGAAGUUGAAGGUGCACCUGAAGAAGUAAAAACAGAACAGGGAGAAGAUAAAGCUGCUGAAGAGAAAGGAGUACCUGAUUUCUGGCUUAUUGCACUGAAGAACAAUGAAAUAACUGCUGAAGAGAUAACUGAGAAAGAUGAAGGUGCUCUUAAGUAUCUUAAGGAUAUCAAGUGGAACAAGGUUGAAGAGCCGAAAGGGUUCAAGCUUGAGUUUUUCUUCGAUGAGAACCCUUACUUCAAGAACACUGUCUUGACCAAGACAUAUCACAUGAUUGAUGAAGAUGAGCCUAUCCUCGAGAAGGCUAUCGGGACGGAGAUUGAGUGGUAUCCUGGAAAAUGUUUGACUCAGAAGAUCCUUAAAAAGAAGCCGAAGAAGGGAUCCAAAAACACAAAGCCAAUCACCAAGACUGAGGACUGUGAGAGUUUCUUCAACUUCUUCAAUCCACCUCAAGUUCCUGAGGACGAAGAUGAUCUUGAUGAUGAAUUGGCUGAAGAACUCCAAGGUCAAAUGGAGCACGACUAUGAUAUUGGAUCAACAAUUAAAGAGAAAAUCAUCUCGCAUGCUGUGUCAUGGUUCACUGGUGAAGCUGUAGACGAAGAUGACCUUGAGAUGGAGGAUGAUGAUGAUGAGAUUGAUGAAGAUGAUGAUGAGGAGGACGAGGAAGAUGAUGAAGAGGAAGAGGACGAGGAUGAUGAGGACGAAGAGGAAGAGCAAGGAAAGAAGAGCGGAAAGAAGUCAUCAGCUGAGCACAAGAAGUCUGGAAGAAGUCAACUGGCAGAAGGUCAACAAGGUGAGAGGCCACCGGAAUGCAAGCAGCAGUGAGUAAACAAACCUCAUCUCAGGUGAAGAAGAUUUGGCUUAUUGAUGAAGAAGAAGAAGAAAGAGGUCUCUGUGUUUCUUAAUUUGCUGUGGUUUGUAUGAUUAUAAAUCAAGUUUUGGGUGGUGGUUUGCUAAAAACAAAAAUUGGUUAUUUGUUUUGGUUUUUCUGAUUUUUGAUUUGCAAUGUGUUCUCCCUUGAACUGGUUUGAGCAAAUAGUAUUUUGUUUCUAUUGUUCACAGUUUAUAUAUUCUUAAGC